GAGUGUGAUUAUCCAUAUAUCGAGAAGUUAAUGUUUAUCAUUUAUAUCACCUGUAAAAAAAUCGUAGACUUGUAUUUCAGAAUAACACCAAAUAAAUAAUUUAGGUAGGCUACUCCCCCGUUGUUUCAUUUUAGAUGUUUCCCAAAGUGGUUUCAUACUGAAAGCACCAGAAUUACAGCAAGUUACUAUUUACUGGACCAUGUUUAAUAAAAGGCCUAAAAGAAAUUUCAGGCAGAGGCAACAUGAAUCGAGUGACGAAGAAGAAGGCAAUAAAGAUGAGAACGGUGCGGAAGACGGAAAAGAGGCGCUGGCCUCCCAUAGAAGCCAAGACAGGGGAGUUUCUUGCAGUUCGCGGCCGGAGGUAGUGAUCCCUAAGGCGGAUUCCAGUGACUGCGAAGAUGCCCGAUCCAAGACAGACGAUCCGGCGAAGCUGGAGAGAAACAUUUUCAGCUUCUCCGAUGACAAAGAAGCGGAUGUUUGUGAAUUUAAAGUGAAAAAGUCCGCCGAAAAAGAGGUCGUCUUCAAAGCAAGGAAGAAAGACGAUUCUCCUGCGAAAGAAUUGCAUCCCAAAGUACAAAAAGAUGCAGAUGCGAUGAACCUGUCCUCCGAAGAGGACUCCAAGUGCCUUGAAGUGGAUGAAGAGAUGCGAAGGAGUGAAAAUGACUCUAGUUCUCCACGAUCUACCCCCUCCAGAACAUCAGAACCAAGGCCAGGUGUCAUCCCGGACGCUCGACAAAUCCGUGCAGCUAGAAAACAUCGGAGGAAAGCAAGAACCCAGAAGGACUACAUCCCCCUAGAUGGCAAUCAGGGGGGCAGCUCUGGUGAAGGGGAGGAUGAAGAGGAGGAUGAUGAUGAUUUUGUCGGGAAGCACAGCGAUGACGAGCCUGAUGACCACCAGCGUCGCAUCCAGUUUGCGCCCAAGUCGAAAAGUAUCAGGGAAAGGAUAGCUGAGAAGAUUGGAGGGAGUGAGAGCGAGAGCGGCAGCCCGGACAGCGAGGAGGAAGAUGAUCGGACCCUGUGGGAGGAACAGCAAAUUGGGAAAGGAGUCAGAAGACAUAAGUUUCCAGACAGCAGCGACUCCCGGGACACUGUCAAGCCGAAGAAGAAAGUCGAUAUUCCCCAAUCCCUUCCGGCAGUCAGCAUUGAUGUCAUAAAAAAGAGAAUAACCGGGAGGCUGGAGUCAUUGAGAGAGGUGCACCGAGCGCAUGAGGCAGAGCACCGGAGAAUGCAGCUUGACAUGGAGAGUGCCAAGGCCUCCUCGGAGCUGCUGGAGAGCGGCUCCUCCGACGAACAGCACAAGUUCUACAGAGGCAUGAGGGUCUACGUGCAGAACCUGACUGAGUGUCUUACAGAGAAGAUAGUACUCAUUAAUGCAGCAGAGAUGGAAAUGCACACACUGCUCAUUGACCAGGCUGAGGCGCUGUUGUCACGUAGGCGAGAAGCAGUGAGGAUACAGUCCACUCACCUCCAGCAGCUGGUCUAUAACACAGAUCCAGUCAUCACUGAAGUUGCAGAGAAAAACCUCACAGAGAUCUCAGAACAAAGCCAGAAGAGUGACCUUGAAGCAGGUUGUGAGGGUGACUUGGCAGACUGUGAACCACUAACACAUGAGAAAGUGGAACUGGACAGAAAGAGAGCUGAAAUACUGAGGAUGUCGCAGGAGAUCUUUGCUGAUGUUCAGGAAGAGUUCUCAAAUGUUAAGAAGAUUCUCAGUCGGUUUGCGGAGUGGAAAGUCUUGUUCCCAGAGUCCUACUACAAUGCUUACAUUAGCCUCUGUAUACCCAAACUCCUGGGUCCUCUCAUCAGACAUCAGUUAAUUGGCUGGAACCCAUUAAUGGUUGACAGUGAGGACUUUGAGUCCUUACCCUGGUAUUCUGCAGUCGAGAAAUUCUGCCAUGGCGAGGGAUAUGAGGAAUCUGAUAACACAGACAAAGAAACAUUGCCUUCGAUCAUCCAGAAGACCAUCUUACCGAAAAUAGAAGGUUUUGUGGAACUUACCUGGGACCCUCUGUCAUCGGGACAGUCUCGCUGCCUUACAGACCUUUGCCAGAGGUUACAGAAUGAUUACCAUGUAUUUGAUGGAGAACAGAACAAGAAUGCUAAGGCUUUUCUGGAGGCUGUUACUACAAGACUGAGGAAUGCUGUGGAUGAAGAUGUUUUUGUUCCUCUUUAUCCUAAAAAGUUUUUGGAUGACAAAACCUGGCAGGCAUAUAGAUUUCAAGACAGGCAAUUUUGGUCGGCUGUGAAGCUCCUUGGAAACAUUACCUUAUGGGAUGGGUUGGUCCCAGAAAAUGUGCUGAUGGAAUUGGCACUAGAUAAACUGCUGAAUCGCUACUUGAUGAUGGUUCUUCUAAAUGCAGCACCUGAACAGGAAUCUCUGGAGAAGUGCAAAAAGGUGGUGGCAUGUUUCCCAGAAUCCUGGUUUGUGAAUGCAGAAGGUCACUCUUCCAUUCCUCAGCUGCAGAACUUCACCCGUCACCUCCUCCAGACGACACAUUCGCUCUGUGAGAGAAACCCGGACAUCACCUGCCAAAGGGAGGUCAUUGCAGACGCUUUGACUGUUCUGAGAAACCUCAACGCUCUCGACAGCAUUGCCAGUAUCACUGAAAAGUACCAUUACAAAGAUGUAUGAAAUUCAGCUUUUUUGUAAUGCAUGUACUGUAUAGAUAUUUUAUUUUGACAAGUAGUAUGUUGUAUAGUUUUUGUCUUUAUCUUGCUAUUUUAACUGACUUCAGAUUGAACUCUUUUUUUUUUGUUAAUAAAAUGACAUUUUUAUAUAAAAUUUCA
This is a messenger RNA of Paramormyrops kingsleyae, 2787 nucleotides long. RefSeq names its product GC-rich sequence DNA-binding factor 2 (gene gcfc2). Gene Ontology annotation, cellular component: nucleus. Gene Ontology annotation, molecular function: DNA binding. Gene Ontology annotation, biological process: mRNA splicing, via spliceosome. The record is from RefSeq and is a predicted model, not a curated record. NCBI's taxonomy places the organism in Eukaryota, Metazoa, Chordata, Actinopteri, Osteoglossiformes, Mormyridae.